GAGGAGGAGAUGGACAAGAUCAAGGCGAGAUCGACCUUCGCUGCGCGGGACUGAGCCGCGGGCGCUCACACAUUCCCACGCUCCUCUGCCCGCUGCGAGUGCAGCUCGCAGCUGCGGUCGUCACCCCUUCCUCGAGCUCACUGUUGCGAACGACGUCCGUGCAGCCAACACUUCACGCCAGCGCCACCAAUCGGGCUUGUACAUUACACAGACGCUGCUGGCCAUGUCUCUCCCGCGCGCAAACUACGACCCUCGACGGGUCUGCCUGAACCCCUUCCCCGCCCUCAGCCUGGGCAAGCACCGGCGCACCAUCGGGAUCUACCUCGCCGGCGGUCUCUUUGCGCUGGCGAACUGGACGUUCCUCGACGCGGCGAUCCUCUCCGCGCACGCGCGCGACCCGUGGAACGACGAGCUCGACCCACCCGUGCACGUUGCCUUCGUCGACUGGGUCCCCGGCAUCUGCUCGCUCCUCGGCAUGAUCAUCAUCAACCUCAUCGACAAGGACCGCGUCCGCGGCGAGGAGGGCUUCGGCGACGCCGCUGCGGUCUGGCGCGCGCGUCUCAUUCUGUUCAUUGGGUUCGCGCUCAUGGCGGGCGGUCUUGCGGGCAGCGUGACGGUCCUGGUGCUGAAGUACGCGCUGAAGGACUACCCGGAGCAGUUCCUCUACUACGGCUACGCGAACGUCUCGCAGAACAUCGCGCUCAUGCUAUCCGCUAUCGUCCUGUGGAUAUCUCAAAGUGUCGGCUCCGAGUACGAGUAUAACCUCGCUAUCUAGCGCUGUAACUAUAUAUCUAUCGUGCCUGUCAUCGGUCUACAGAGGCAGACGUGCUUACUGGAAAUCCUGUGUUGCACUGCGUGUAUGCGUACUGACCUCGGUGCUGUAGAGUCGGAUGAACCUCGUGAGGUUUCCUUCGUUCGGGGCCUUGGUGCCUGCCUAACGUAUCCUGGACCUCGGUCAUACGCGCGCUGGCUGAGAGGACGGAUUCGUUGCAUGUCGGUGAGUGGUGGCGAGGCUUGUCGACUGGCGAUAGACGUCUGCGGUCGGUGAGUUGGACCUGAGCGUCGUGUUUACAAUGUUCCACUCAGCGGCCUUGGUGUCGCACAUGGUUUCCCGGACGUCUUCCACAACGUUUGGCCGUCAAAGCUCAUUUUGAGCUGCUUCAUA
Rhodofomes roseus is the source of this 1165-nucleotide messenger RNA. RefSeq lists its product as uncharacterized. Lineage: Eukaryota; Fungi; Basidiomycota; Agaricomycetes; Polyporales; Fomitopsidaceae. Gene Ontology annotation, biological process: late endosome to vacuole transport via multivesicular body sorting pathway; protein targeting to vacuole. The transcript has 3 exons. The record is from RefSeq and is a predicted model, not a curated record. The coding region runs from base 224 to 775 and encodes 183 amino acids. Gene Ontology annotation, cellular component: fungal-type vacuole membrane; Vps55/Vps68 complex.